UUUUACGUCCUCAAACAACAUCGAUGAAAUCGAUGCAACAUGGAGAAACUACCAGAACCGCUGUCUGCACGAGAUAAAAGCUCAUUUGCUUACCUGACGAUCAGAGACAGACUUCCUGUUAUUUUGUCGAGGGUGGCUGACACAGUUUACAGAAAGAAACUAGCCAUAAAGGACAGCCAUGGGGAGGAUGCUACUUUUGAUGAGUUGAAGUUCAUUGCUGGGUGCAUCUCCAAACUACGAAAUGAACUCCAGACCAACAAAGCUGUUAUACCAUUACAGGAUAAUGCCCCAGACACUGAGAUCUGGAAUGCUUCCAUAGCUGCUGAAACAGAGAGGGAGGGUGAACCUCCAAAGUGGUUCGUGUCCCCCUGGCUGUACGUGGAGUGUUACAUGUAUCGCAGGAUCAUGGAGGCAAUCCUCCAGUGUAAAGUGUUACAUGAAUUGGAUCCUUUUGAGGAGCAGAAAAUGAAGGCCUUCACCGGUUCUGAAGAAGCCAUUGAGGUUUUGUUACAUUACCUACAGGGCAUUACAGAGAAAAUAGUAACAGCGACAGAGGAGGAUAAAGAUGAAUAUGUUACAGAAUUUUUGCAGAUUGCAUUAUGGGGAAAUCGUUGUGAUCUCUCUAUAUCAGCCACCCAGGAAAAUUCCCAGACAGAAUCCAUUCUAGAUCAACUCCACCAUCUAGAGCCCAAUAUUCUAAUUAAUGACACGAAGCAAGUCUUACACUGUCUCAGAUCCAGCUCUAGAAGUAGAAACAUUGACAUAGUUCUGGACAAUGCAGGAUUUGAACUCAUUACUGAUCUCUGUUUAGCCGAGAUUUUGUUAGCAUGUGGAUGGGCGGAUUGUAUUCGAAUGCAUGGGAAAGCAAUGCCUUGGUUCGUCUCUGAUGUCACGGAAAGAGAUUUUAAGUGGACGCUCGAUUCUCUUUGUAUAUCUCCAAGGCCAGCCAUGGCUCACUUUGGUAGACAGUGGUGUCAGAGGUUAGAAAACGGUUCUUGGAGGCUCACUUGUGAAGAUUUCUGGACAACUCCUUACAAUUUCGCUGAAAUGAAAACUCAAGCAUCUAGUCUGUAUGAAAGUUUUAAAGACACAAGAAUAAUAUUUUUCAAAGGGGACUUGAAUUACAGGAAACUCCUUGGGGAUUUGAACUGGAAUCCAACCACACCAUUUGAGGUCAGUCUGAGGGGUUUUCACCCAGCUCCUUUGUGUGCCCUCAGGGCCUGUAAAGCUGACCUGAUUGCAGGAUUGGGCCCAGGACAGAAAGAAACGGUAGAAAAACAGGACAAGAAAUGGAUGGUAGAUGGAAAUUGGUCCGUUAUUUCAUUCUGUGAAAAAGCAAACCAAUGACAAAAUCUUUUGCUAAUUCCAAUAUUUUUUUUUACUUUUUUACUGCUUAAAUUAUUUGUUCUAUAAAAUAUAUUAUACAAUUAUUCCUAUUGUAUACCAGUAAAUUAUUCCUAAUUAUAAACUUGUUACCAAUGUGAAAUAAAUUUUGCUUCAUGU
Saccostrea cuccullata (small rock oyster) is the source of this 1503-nucleotide messenger RNA. RefSeq names its product damage-control phosphatase ARMT1-like. The coding region runs from base 40 to 1347 and encodes 435 amino acids. Gene Ontology annotation, biological process: DNA damage response. Gene Ontology annotation, cellular component: nucleus. Gene Ontology annotation, molecular function: phosphatase activity. The record is from RefSeq and is a predicted model, not a curated record. The transcript has 5 exons. NCBI's taxonomy places the organism in Eukaryota, Metazoa, Mollusca, Bivalvia, Ostreida, Ostreidae.